Messenger RNA from Bemisia tabaci, 932 nucleotides. It is a transcript of the gene Mp20, whose product is annotated as muscle-specific protein 20 transgelin. Gene Ontology annotation, cellular component: actin cytoskeleton. NCBI's taxonomy places the organism in Eukaryota, Metazoa, Arthropoda, Insecta, Hemiptera, Aleyrodidae. The record is from RefSeq and is a predicted model, not a curated record. Gene Ontology annotation, biological process: actin filament organization. Gene Ontology annotation, molecular function: actin filament binding.
UGCCGCUCGGACGUAGGUUAUAAAGGGGGCCUCCCUCGACAAACUUUCUCAGUUUCUGCAUUUUAUUUUUCGCCCCCGGUGAAUUGUGUCUUUGAGGUUCCGAACGAAAAUACAAAAUGUCUCUCGAACGUGCAGUUAGAGCAAAGAUCGCUUCCAAGCGGAACCCUCAGCAAGAUCAAGAGGCCCAGGAGUGGAUCGAAUCUGUCCUAGGAACCAAAUUCCCAAAGGGUGAAUUGUACGAGGAUGUUUUGAAAGACGGACAGGUCCUAUGCCAGCUCAUAAACAAACUGAAACCUGGAGCCGUGCCAAAAAUCAAUUCAUCCGGUGGACAAUUUAAGAUGAUGGAAAAUAUCAACAAUUUCCAGGCAGCCAUCAAGGCAUACGGAGUGAACGACGUUGACGUGUUCCAGACGGUCGAUCUGUGGGAAAAGAAAGACAUCGCUCAAGUGACCAACACGAUCUUCGCUCUUGGCAGACAGACCUACAAGGACCCAAACUGGAGCGGACCCUACUUGGGACCAAAACCCGCCGACGAGAACAAACGGGACUUCGACGAAGAGACUCUGGCCGCCGGCAAAACGAUCAUCGGUCUCCAGGCUGGUUCAAACAAGGGCGCCACACAAUCCGGCCAAAACAUCGGCGCCUCCCGCAAAAUCCUCCUCGGAAAGUAAAUUCAUCGAUUUUCCUCUUGGUCCCUGGCAUCGAUCGUCCAGCGAGACGCGAAUUUUCACCGCGGGCAGCCGGCCGAGCCUCCAGGCGGCAGCGGCGUUGUAACUAUCCAUUUUAUCAUUUACACAAUACUUUUUAUACCAUUUUUUGUUAACGUUUGUUCAUACUUGACUGUUUGAAACUGUUUAGUGUAUAUCAUGUGUCUUAUCUUCAGUCUCUAAAAUUUAAGUUUAUUUUUUGUAAAUAAAUUUUGGUAAAACGAA